Messenger RNA from Triticum turgidum subsp. durum (durum wheat), 336 nucleotides. NCBI's taxonomy places the organism in Eukaryota, Viridiplantae, Streptophyta, Magnoliopsida, Poales, Poaceae. The record is from the annotation of a GenBank genome assembly.
AUGACAAAGAGCCGCUUCGCCUACGUGAUGGCCAUCUUGUUCAUCGGCUGGGUUGCAGGGAGUGCAGAGUGUCGUCUCGAGGCUGGAAGAAAGACCGGUCUGGAUUAUCAUACCAAGACAAGUACUGCUGGUGAUAUCAAUGAAAGCAAGCUUAAUGUGAAGUUUUGUCUCCGAAAGAAAUGUGGUUCACCUGAUUCACCAUUUGGAGUAGACUGCUACUGCUGCCUCAACAAGCCCGACGCCCCGUGUUUCGCCACAAGUGACGACUGCCAGAAAAAGUGUCCUACUUGCAAUCCCAGCUGCGCUCUUUCUGAUGUGAAGGAAUUUCAUCUGUGA